AUGGAAGACCCGCCCUUCGCCUGGUCGUACACAUGUCCGGAAGCUGGUGCUCUUCAACCCUGUUCAAACUCCACAUCUAGGGGCUUCAAUCCUGUCAGAAAAGCUGCAAAAGAACGAGACGAUCCGGAACUACUCUUCCUCAACGGCCAUCCUUCCUCUGGUUGGCUCAACACUAUCGGCCACAAGUACGAGGUCGACAUGCGCUUUUUCCAGCAGCAUCUACGUUCCAUCAAGCCUCCUGUAUAUCAGUAUGCCGAUCCUUCUCUUCCUUCGAGCUCUCGUCAUUUCCUGAAGCUGAGUGUACCCACGAUUGGUACUCUCUCCAAUGCGUUGGAAGAUGUCUUUAAAGCCCGAAUGCUGCUUGCGGAGAAUCUCAGAGAUCAGCUUCGUGAGAACAAUAUAAGAACCCCCCCUAUCGGACAGCCUAUUAUUCGGAGAGCAUAUUUGCACAACCGGAAACAAUAUACCUUCUUGCAAGAGGUUUCGAUGUGCUUGCUGGGAGGUAAUGGUGCAUGGACGGUACUCAUCUGGACUGAUGCUGGUGGUGAUGACGAAGAUCCGGAUCUGUCCUUCCUGUUCAAGCACGCGUCCCGGAAACCUCAACCCGACUCCGAACUUUGCCCUACCGUAUUCAAUCGAUCCGAAUGGCAUGACGGGCCGGCCCCUCCCCCAGCCGCUUCUUCAAAGAAGCGCUUCACCGCGACUCAGACUUUCAACAGUCUACACAAGGAGUACGGCAGGAGUCUGAAUCCCCAACGAAUGAGGGAACAUCCUUUCUAUGCUGUCAGCGAGAUCUAUGCAUUUGCUGCGGCAGCCGAGGACCAGUUAUUGAACAUGAUGAAGGAGAUCAUCGAUGAGCGCAUGUACGCCUUAGUGAAAGUGGACAUGCAAAAUGAGCCUUCGUCAAAGGCUCUCUCUGAGCGGAUCAACCUGCAGUGUGAUCUGUCCGUCCUCGAGGAACGUUCCGAUCGCAUUAGCGACAUCAUCGCGUUUCUCAAGGCAGCUGAUGACCCAGUCUGGUUUCCUCCAUUCGCAAAUCCUACACCGAACGGACCCAUCAUGACGGCACGGAUGAACCUCUUGCAGGAUUUUCAGUACCUCUAUACUCGAAUUAGACAGCUCAUUCAGCGCUGUGAGAGGGCCAUGGAAAUCGUUGCGCACAAUGCCUCGCUGUCGGAAGCGAAGCGAUCGAACUCGCAGUCCAAAAAUCUGGAACACCUAACACGAUUGACGACGGGGUUGACAUUGGUCUACGUGCCACUUUCAUUCGUAUGCACCUUCUUUGGCAUGAACUUUUCAAUCUUCGGGCAGGGCGAUCUACCCAUCUGGAUCUUUUUUGCGAUCAGUGUUCCAGUGUUGUUGAUCUUGUUGAUCAUUCUUCUAUGGAAAUUGACUAGCCGUUCGAAGAAAGAAGCUUCCUAA
Molecule: messenger RNA, 1422 nt
Organism: Alternaria infectoria
Lineage: Eukaryota; Fungi; Ascomycota; Dothideomycetes; Pleosporales; Pleosporaceae
Exons: 2
Coding region: 1-1422 (473 amino acids)
Biological process (GO): transmembrane transport; metal ion transport
Cellular component (GO): membrane
Molecular function (GO): metal ion transmembrane transporter activity
Source: RefSeq, a predicted model, not a curated record